Messenger RNA from Octopus sinensis (East Asian common octopus), 3437 nucleotides. RefSeq lists its product as uncharacterized. The record is from RefSeq and is a predicted model, not a curated record. The transcript is spliced from 3 exons. NCBI's taxonomy places the organism in Eukaryota, Metazoa, Mollusca, Cephalopoda, Octopoda, Octopodidae. Bases 1384 to 3360 code for a protein of 658 amino acids.
UAUUUAGUAAACGGUAGGAAAGUGGGAGUCUGAAAGUGGUAUACAGCGGCGGUUCACAGUUUUGCCAGUCUCUCUUUAUUACACUAACUCACUGCUUCUAUAUACAUAUACACUUGUGAUAGGCAGAGAUAACCAGCCAUCUUGCUGCUGAUCAGAGCGGUCUAGUUGAUCGAGGGUUUGUUCUGAGCCUAAAUAUAGAACUACUGUAACAGCGAACUAACUCAUUCACUCACCUGCUGCCAUUACUUUGCUUUAUACACUUUAUAUUCGUUUUUAAUUUUUCUCUAUUGGUUUUGUUGUGGCGUUUUAAUUUUACCCCCUCUUUUCUGCUGUCUAGUCAUUGUUUUAACCGAAGACUCACUUUGAAAUUAAUUGACAUUCCUCUGAUCGCACCUAUAUACUUGUACAUAUGUGAUCAGUUAACGAAGCCAAGGAUACUAUUAUAUAUAUAUAUAUAUAUAUAUAUAUAUAUAUGCUACACAGCAAGAUAAAAAAAAUAUAUACGUAUACAUUUAUCUUGUACACUAACAUAUUUCUGUGACCCGACAAAGAAAGGAAAGCAAAUGCGAACCAAAUGAAGAAAUACGAAAGAAGGAAUUAUAUACCGCUACGUUUGAAAUGCAUCUCACAUCAUGUUACGAAAUACAAAAGAAAAGAAAAAAAGAUUAUUAACUUCUUCGUAACAAAAAUAUGCUAACUAUUAAUUAGUAAUAUUAAUUAUGGACAUAUCGGUAACAGCAACACAAAGAUCCUUUAAACGAUCAGGAUGAAUUAAUAAUUAACGCAAACGUGGAACCAUUCAUAUAUAUAUAUAUAUAUAUAUAUUUAUGGUAGAAGAAAUCAGCCGAAGACUGGAAACCUGAAUUAAAGCCAAACCACAUAUAAACUCUGCUGUUAGAUCCUUUUAAUGAACACCAGCUGUCGAAGAAGAUCUCUUCCGAAGUGUCAAAUACAGAAAAAUCCUGGGUCAAAAAAAAAGGAAAAACCACGAAAGAUUCGUUAGCCUUUGUAACCUCAAUCAGUCAUCAGCACGAUAGUCAAACCAUAAUCAGAGUCGAUAUUUUCUCAUCGACAUCAGUGUCUCAACUUUUUCUGCCAUUGUGCAGCUAACAUUUUCAACCAAAGAUCCUGGCCUCGGAAUCCGCCAAAAUAGCUCCGACAAGCAUUAAAUCCGCCCCGCGGUCCUCGGAGGCAUCACGCCGGAGGAGCAGCGUGGGGACCGCGGAGGAUGACUCAGAUACCGACAGAUCUGAGUCAAAGAAAGCUCUAACCGACCCGUUGACUGCAACCCUGGAUUCUCCAACCAGUCAAAGUGCAAAAACGUCCAGGACGGCCUCCGCAACGGCGAAAAGUAAAGCAUCAAAGACAGAGAAGCGGGUGCGAAUGUCCUCGAGACGUUCCGCCAACUUCACUCAUCAUGAGAAAGAAAUUCUACUAUCAUUGAUGCAAACAUAUCGACAUGUUGUCGAAGACAAGCGGACAGAUGGCAUCAUGGUGAAAGAGAAAAAUGCCGCCUGGAUCGAAUUGACCAAUAAGUAUAAUGCACAGAACGAAGUAUGGACUCGAUCGGUUAAACAACUAAGGCAAUGCUGGAAAAACUUGAAAAGCAGAGCCCGAAUUGAUCUCAUGCGAGUUAACUUGCAAACCACUACCUCCGAUUCGGACACUAAUACAGUGCGACUAAAUUUGGUUCCGCUUAAUAACGUUUCUAAACCCACCGACAACACAAAUCAGAGCACGUUGAACAGCAGUAACAAUAUUAACAACAACACAACUGGAAACAUCAUUAGCAACAACACUAACAACAACAUUAACAAUACAAAUAAUAACAAUGCAACCAACAUUAUCCUCAGCAGUAUUCUAAACAACAACAACAGCAUUAGCAACAGUAACACUAUUAAGUCAGGUUCGGUCCCGAGCUAUGGUAGCCAACUCCAAGCUCUGUCGUCAACUGCUGGUUCCAACAGUGUAGUUGGCCUGUCGCCCUCAUUACUCCGCGGUGGUAGUCUAAGUAACAGACCCAACUCCAAGACUAGCGGCAGCAAGAAGCGGAAGAAGAAGAAAGUGGUACUGAACGAUGUCAGUAGCAGGAACUUCGCUACUAACGACAACAACAGCAAUAGCAACAGCAACAGCAGCAGUCGCAGGCAACAGAGGUUACUAACAGUUUCUUCUGCCACUAUCGGUGUGGAAAGAGAUGACAUAGAUGACGAAGAUGAUGCCGACGAGGACGACGAAGAAGAGGAUACUGUUGCUGUUUUAGCUGCUGUCAACGACGAUGAUAGCAACACAAUCGGAGCACGGCGGAGGCGACGACGCCGUCUCAAUCCCACCAGCAAAUCUACGUCCAUCAGCGACAGCGCUCUGGUCGAUGUCGCUGAUGAAAACGAUGAGUUUGAUGAAGACGAAAACGAGGAAGAAGAAGAGGAAGAAGACGAAGAUGAAGACGUAGAAGGCGAUGAUAACGACGAGGUCGACGAUGACGAUGAGGACAUCGACGAUAGUGGAACCGUUGACGAUGAUAUUUACAAUGAUGAAGAUGUGCGAAGAAGCAGUCGACAUCAUCGUUCGGGUGUGGCUGUUGACAGUUUCCAUGUGGAGCAAAACAGCGACCCCAGUAGUCAGCCAGGGGCGGCACAGGACGUUGAUCCGCUCUAUUCAGUGGAAAACCUGGCUGUUGUUUCGGUAUCAGGUAGCGCCGACCGUAUACACUUCCAGCAUCACGCCAACUCGCCGACAUCCGAUCUCCAGAACCAGACCGAUGGCAACCUGCUGCAUUCACAUCACCCCCACCAACAACUCCAUCAAUCACAACAUCACCAACAACAACAUCAACCACCACAUCUUCAUAGUCAAGUUAACAACUACCACCAUUCCAACAGACUAUCAGCGGAUUCUAUAACGCGGUUAGACGAUGAUUUUUCUUCUACGGAGCCUGAUAUCAAAGUAUUCGAUUCCAUCCGAGGUUUUGGUAAGGUUUUACACUCGCAGUCCAGUUUCUCCAAUCAAAUUGUGAACAACAAUUCUGUGAACUUCACUCCGUCCAUCAACUACACCAGUGAUAUCAAUGAUCUAAAUGGCGUGUCAGCAGCUCCACAAUCAGGCCCACUCAUCGUCUCGGCUCACAGCGAAAAUGGCGGUCAGAUGCCGUCAAUUGAGCCGGUCCUCGUCGAGAAGGUCAACGAUCAUGACAUGCUGCUUGAUGAUCUCCGCAAGACAGAACAUGCGGAGAAAAUGAAGAACAUCCGGUUGGAGCGGAAACUAAUCAAUGUAGAACACAAAGCACGUAUGGGUUUGAUUAAACUCAAAUCAGAAUACAUCAAACUUAAAAUGGAUUUUCUGCUGCAAAAUAAAAGAUAAUUUUUGAAAAAAAAACCCCCAAAAAAACAAAACGAAACAAAAAACAACCACAACAACAAAAAACAUACGAAGAUGCA